Messenger RNA from Monascus purpureus, 1479 nucleotides. The record is from the annotation of a GenBank genome assembly. NCBI's taxonomy places the organism in Eukaryota, Fungi, Ascomycota, Eurotiomycetes, Eurotiales, Aspergillaceae.
CCGCUCGCAAUCCAGAAGCCCUGUUAUUAUUAAUAAAUCUCGGGAGCGAUUGGAGUAUUCUUCUUAUUCUUCUCUGUGCAAGAGUUAUCCGUCUAUCUGUCUAUGAUCCGUGGUCAACGCUGAUAACGGCAUCUUUCUCACACCCGGUGAAAGCGCAUCGAAGAAACACAUCUCUGGCGUCAACACAAUAUAUCUACAGCCCUGUCGAUAACCUGCUCAGGGCAAUGGCAGAGACGCCCCAGUCUCUCUCCAUCUCCAACACGGCAAAUGGCCACGUUCCAAUGACUCCCCCACAUCAGUCCGCGCCGUUCCCCGCAACCACAGCAUCUGCAUCUGCAUCACCACCACCACCACCACCACCACAGUCAGUCGCAAACGCACCGGGCAACAGUGAAACCAGAGAAGAUGAAGAUCUGGCCUCCGUCAUUGCCAGCGUCCACCGUCGAGUCUACUCCUUUCUCUCCGAAUCCCACCCUCCCGACUCUCUCCUCGCCGCCGUCCAGCGUCAGACCCGGACAUCUCUCGAUAUCGUCAAGGACGCUCUAGCCCGCUAUCGCCUCUCGGAGCUCUCUCUGUCGUACAAUGGCGGAAAGGAUUGCCUGGUGCUUCUCAUUAUUUUCCUGGCCGGGUUACACGAGCACUACUCCUCCCGGGAUCCCGGUCCCCAGAAGGCGGGUGGGAAUCGUCUUCUUCCCAUUUCCUCCAUUCCUGCCAUAUACGCCCUCCCACCCGACCCGUUUCCCGACGUCGAGGAGUUCGUCCAGUCGUCCUCCCGUAUGUAUCAUCUCUCCGUGACCAAAUACACCACCAAUCCCCCCUGCGCCACCAUCCGCUCGUGCUUUGAGAGUUACCUGUCCUUGAAUCCCGGCAUUCGGGCUAUCUUCGUCGGCACACGACGCACUGAUCCGCACGGCGAAAAGUUGACGCAUUUCGACCAGACGGAUCACGGAUGGCCCGAUUUCAUGCGCAUUCACCCGGUCAUCGACUGGCAUUAUGCUGAGAUCUGGGCGUUCAUCCGCCAUCUGCGCUUCGAGUACUGCCGUCUCUACGACCAGGGCUAUACAAGCCUUGGUGGAAAGACCGAUACGCAUCCCAAUCCAAGGCUGCGUUUUGAUGACAGGAACGCCAAUCAGCAAGGCUUCGAUGCCAAUGGCCAACAUUACCGACCGGCCUACGAGCUAACGGAAGAUGUAGAAGAGCGCUUAGGACGUAACUGAUCACCAGCGCGGGCAGCCACUGUCUUGCAUCCUCGGAGGCCUUCAUCCAUAGAAUUCUCCUCAUCCACCAUCGCUUUUGAUAUAUCUGUUGUGCGUCUUGUCACCCCAUUUUUCCUCGGAGCAGGCGCUUCUUUCAUAAAUGCAAACGCAUGCGCACACUGGCAGCCAUUUCUUAACUGCCGCAGGUUUGAUUUAGACAUAUAUUCUAUUAGACUAAUGGCUAUUUUUGGAACAUGUCGGCGUCCCUUCAACAAAUGCAACA